Hemibagrus wyckioides is the source of this 1375-nucleotide messenger RNA. RefSeq names its product cyclin dependent kinase 1 (gene cdk1). The transcript has 8 exons. The coding region runs from base 122 to 1030 and encodes 302 amino acids. Gene Ontology annotation, biological process: G2/M transition of mitotic cell cycle; protein phosphorylation; mitotic G2 DNA damage checkpoint signaling. Gene Ontology annotation, molecular function: ATP binding; cyclin-dependent protein serine/threonine kinase activity; RNA polymerase II CTD heptapeptide repeat kinase activity. Lineage: Eukaryota; Metazoa; Chordata; Actinopteri; Siluriformes; Bagridae. The record is from RefSeq and is a predicted model, not a curated record. Gene Ontology annotation, cellular component: nucleus.
AUUGGUCCGUUUUGAAUUCCGUCACCGCGGCCAGUUUGAACUUGGGAAAUUCUCUCUGGUCAAUGCGCACUUUUCGGACGUCUUCGUGUCAAAAAAUAGACCAACCCUUGAACAUUUGAUAAUGGAAGACUAUCUGAAGAUAGAGAAAAUUGGAGAAGGUACAUAUGGUGUGGUAUAUAAGGGCCGGCACAAGUCCACAGGUCAGGUGGUGGCUCUUAAGAAGAUUCGCCUGGAGAGUGAGGAGGAGGGCGUGCCUAGCACUGCUGUACGAGAGAUCUCACUGCUCAAAGAGUUACAGCACCCCAAUGUCGUACGACUGCUGGAUGUGUUGAUGCAGGAGUCCAAGCUGUAUUUGGUGUUUGAGUUUCUGUCAAUGGAUCUGAAGAAAUACCUGGACUCCAUUCCUUCAGGCCAGUACAUGGACCCUAUGCUUGUCAAGAGCUACCUGUAUCAGAUCCUGGAGGGGAUUCUGUUCUGUCAUUGUCGUCGAGUUUUGCAUCGCGAUCUGAAGCCACAGAACCUGCUAAUUGAUAACAAAGGGGUGAUAAAACUGGCUGAUUUUGGCUUGGCCCGUGCUUUUGGGGUGCCCGUUCGAGUCUACACACAUGAGGUUGUGACUCUGUGGUACAGAGCCCCAGAGGUGUUACUGGGAGCUUCUCGUUAUUCCACUCCAGUAGAUGUGUGGAGUAUUGGCACUAUCUUCGCUGAGCUUGCCACCAAGAAGCCACUGUUCCACGGAGACUCUGAGAUUGACCAGCUCUUCCGCAUCUUCAGGAUUCUUGGUACCCCAAACAAUGAGGUGUGGCCAGACGUAGAGUCGCUACCUGACUAUAAGAAUACUUUCCCCAAGUGGAAGUCUGGCAAUUUGGGAAGCAUGGUUAAGAAUCUUGACAAGAAUGGCAUUGACCUGCUUGGGAAAAUGCUCACCUAUGACCCUCUGAAGAGGAUUUCUGCACGCCAGGCUAUGACUCAUCCCUAUUUUGAUGAUUUGGAUAAGACCACUCUACCUGCCAGCAACCUCAAGAGCUAAACAGUAACCAACACUAACACAGGACUUAACCUCAAACCAGUGGCAUCAGACCCAAAAUGGGCUGUAUGCUGUGGUGUCUAAAAUCAAAACAGACUGUAAUUCAGUCUCGCUCGUUUGGAGGAAUUCACAAUUCCAAACAUGGUUCCCAAUGCAAAAAAAAAAAAAAAAAAAAAAUCUACAUUUGACCCAAAAGCUCUUUACUGCACCGAUGCAGACUUUACAAUCUGACGAUAAUGCAAUACUCCUUUUCCUAAUGUAUGUUUGCGUUUGUUUGUGUUUUUGUACAUGUAUUUUUCCUAUACUUAGUCUCUGAUUAAAUGUUCUAUAUGUUGGACUUAAAACAGA